AUCAAGAAUCUUCCACCGGGCGAUUAUAGCCUCGAUCUUCAUUUCGUUGACAUUAUAAACAUUAAUGGGCCCAAAGGCAUGCGGGUUUUUAACGUUUUUAUGCAAGAUGAGAAGAUUCUGUCUGAUUUUGACAUUUUCUCGAUUGUCGGAUCGGAAAAACCUUUGCAAUUGGUUGGUGUUAGAGUUGCAGUUAAAGAUGAUGGAAUUCUUGUCUUGAAGUUUGAAGGGAUACAUGGACAUCCGGUAGUUAGUGGAAUCUGUGUUAGAAGAGCACCUAAAACUUCGGCAUCUCAGCUCGAUCGUGAAUUUUUCGUUUGCAAGAACUGUUCAACUGAAAUCGAAUUACCUUCAGCCCAGAAAAAAGUUAUGCGAAUGAAAUCAAUAGCAAAGUACGAGAAAAAUAUACAAGAGUUGAGAAAUAUGUUGAAGCAGAAGACUGACGAGUGUUAUCAGUCUUGGAUGUCUUGGACUUCUGCUAACGAACAGCUCGAGAAGGUCAGAAUGGACCUCGAUAAUAAGACGUUCAAAGCAUAUUCCCUUGACCAAACAUUAGAGAAGCAAGCCGACAAGCUUAGGGACAUCUCUAGCAAGUAUGAGCACGACCAGAAGUCCUGGACAGUUGCAGUUAAUACUUUAGAGCAGAAAGUAAAGGUGAUGAAACGAGAGCACUCUCAGCUUUCUCGUGAAGCACACGAAUGCGUUGACUCAAUCCCCGACUUGAAUAAAAUGGUUUUCGCAGUUCAAUCACUUGUUGACCAGUGUGAAGAACUCAAAGUGAAGUACAACGAAGAACAAAUCAAGAGACGGAAGCUCCAUAACCAAUUGCAGGAGGCAAAAGGAAAUAUAAGGGUAUUUUGUCGGUGCCGUCCCUUAAGCAAGACAGAGGUUGUUAGUGGAUGUGCAUCAGUGAUCGACUUCGAUUCUGCCAAAGAUGGAGAACUUGGAAUUCUAAGCAACAACUCUAACAAAAAAACCUUCAAAUUCGAUCGCGUUUACACUCCAAAAGAUGAUCAAGUUGAUGUCUUUGCUGAUGCUGCGCCUAUGGUAAUAUCUGUACUAGACGGAUACAAUGUAUGUAUAUUUGCAUACGGACAAACAGGAACGGGAAAAACAUUCACAAUGGAGGGUACUGAGGUCAACCGAGGAGUCAACUACAGAACCCUCGAAGAACUGUUCAAGAUUGCCAAUGAAAGAACCGAAACAUAUACUUACAAUAUUUCCGUUAGUGUCCUCGAAGUCUACAACGAACAGAUACGGGAUUUGCUCGCUGUAGAAACCUCAAAAAAGUUGGAGAUAAAACAAGCUUCUGAAGGGUUUCAUCAUAUACCCGGGAUUGUGGAAGCAAAAGUCGAAAACACACAGCAAGUGUGGAAUGUUCUACAGGCUGGAAGUAGUGCAAGAGCCGUUGGAUCGAAUAAUGUCAAUGAGCAUAGUAGUCGCUCUCAUUGCAUGCUUUGCAUAGCGGUAAAAGCAAAGAAUUUGAUCACGGGGGAAUAUACGAAGAGCAAGCUUUGGCUUGUAGAUUUGGCAGGUAGUGAAAGGCUUGCAAAGACUGAUGUGCAAGGUGAAAGGCUUAAAGAAGCUCAGAACAUUAAUAGGUCACUUUCGGCUCUCGGUGAUGUCAUCUCUGCUUUAGCUAAUAAAAGCAGCCAUAUUCCAUACAGGAACUCGAAGCUGACUCAUAUACUACAGGAUUCAUUAGGUGGUGAUUCGAAAACAUUGAUGUUUGUACAAAUCAGUCCGUCGGAUCACGAUUUAAGCGAAACGCUUAGUUCGCUAAAUUUUGCAACCCGAGUUAGAGGGGUCGAAUUGGGUCCCAUUAGAAAACAAAUAGAUACAAGUGAGCUUCAAAGGAUGAAAACAAUGCUUGAGAAAGUAAGGCAAGAAUCGAGGUCGAAAGACGAGUCUGUGAAAAAGCUCGAAGAAAACUUGCACAACUUAGAAAACAAGGCCAAAGGAAAAGACCAGGUUUACAAGAACCAAUUGGAUAAAAUAAAAGAGCUCGAAGGACAAAUCGAGUUGAAGGCAUCGUUACAUUGCCAAUCCGAGAAACAAGUUUUAAGUAUUUCGGAGAAAUUAAAAGCCAAGGAAGAAUAUUGUUCCACACUUAAACAGAAGGUGAUGGAUUUAGAGAACAAGCUCAAACAACAAGAAGAAAUUCAGUCUAUAACUUACCAAAAUAAGGUAAAUGAUCUUGAAAACAAGCUAAGGGAGCAAGUACAACAGUCUGAGUCCGCUUGUAUAAUCCUUCAACACAAGGUCAAAGAGCUCGAAGGAAAGUUGAAAGAACAGGAAGACAACCUAGAGUGUCUCUCACUUAACCAAAAGAUCAAAGAGCUCGAAGAUAAAGUGAGAGAGCAAGAAAAGCAGCUCGCAGAAAAUGCCAGAGAGCAAGAAAAGCAGCUUGAAGAUAAAGUGAGAGAUCAAGAAAAGCAGCUAACUGCAGAAACACCCUUUUCGUUAAAAUCCACACCGGUCGAAGAAAGCAAGCAAUCACUCAAAGAAGAGAGUAUCACAAACGAUUCCGAGCAUCGAGUUUUAAGAAGUUUGAGUCAUCAAAUAAACCGAAGAGGGAGCCAAAUUUCGUCACACACAGUAGUAGUGAAGGAAAGCGAAUCUCUUCAAGAAAUUCGGAAGAAAAGAUUAUCAAGAAACAGUGAGGUCGAAAACAAUAGUAGUGUUGUAGUAAGUGACAACAACAACAACAACAACAACAACAAAAUCAGGCACUCGGAUCCUCCAAGACCCGUUUCUCGAGUCCCAAGGGCAACUGCUAAGCCCGUUGUGGCCCCACAGAGGCCCGUAGCGGGGCCCGUUGCUCGAACCAAAACGAGCAGGGAUCCAGUGCAGGCGGUCAAGGAGAGGGAUAGCAAGAAGAGAAUGUGGUCAAGAUAAGUCAAAAAACUCUCUAAUAUUGCAUGACUAGAAAUACUGAUAUAUACAUAGCUUUGACUUUGUGUUUGACUUUGAGUUUGACUUUGUUGAUGAUGAUUCGGAUGUGGGGUUUGUGUAGUGUUUUCUGUUGUGUCACACUGUGUGUAAUGCCUGUAGAGAAUUAGUGUUUUUAUCAGCUACAAGUGUGUGUACAAAGUACAACACCUCAUUGAAAUAUGCCUUUGUAGCUGAAAGUUAUUGUUGUUACUGAAUUGGUUGUAUUUGUCAUGUUUGUGUUUUCUGA
Molecule: messenger RNA, 3178 nt
Organism: Erythranthe guttata (spotted monkey flower)
Lineage: Eukaryota; Viridiplantae; Streptophyta; Magnoliopsida; Lamiales; Phrymaceae
Source: RefSeq, a predicted model, not a curated record